AUGCCUGCUGAAAGAACUAGAGGAUCGAGGCGCAGUGAUGCCGAUGGCAGCCAGCUGGUGUGGACGUUGCCUAUGAUCGAGCCGGCGCCUGCCACUGGAAUUACAUUCGCUACCAACAUCACUCCCGGUACCUUCAAUGACCCGCCGCCUCUCGUUGAUGCACCCCCCUUCCACUACGGCGAGGCAAUCCUCUUCCCGCCCCCCGAUGAGGCCAAUGCUGCUCGUCGCUCUGGACAUACCAAGAAGAAACCAGAGAACCACAUCCCCCGACCUCCCAACGCGUUCAUCCUCUUCCGAUCCUCCUUCAUCAAGUCCCAGCACGUCUCGACAGAGGUCGAGACCAACCACAGCACCCUUUCCAAGAUUAUCGGCCUCACCUGGCAAAACUUGCCCGAUGAGGAGCGCCAGGUCUGGCACGCAAAGGCAAAGGCUGCUCUUGAUGAGCACAAGCGCAAGUUCCCUCAGUACACGUUUAAACCGUUACAUAGUAAGUCUAAAGGGGGGACAGAGAAACGGAAAGUGCGAGAAGUGGGGCCGAAGGACCUGAAGCGGUGUGCAAAGAUAGCGGAAUUACUCGUUGAGGGCAAGAAAGGACACGAACUCGACGUCGCCAUCCAGGAAUUUGAUAAAACCCACGUCCCGGAGGUCAUCACAAGGUUCGAAGCCCCCAUUACCGCGAAGGCCUACCGACGCUCGAGUUCUGCACCAAUCCCAGAGAGCGCGGAACCCCAGCCAUUCCUUUCUUCCUCGCCAGCGCUCAAACGCAAGAGUAGGGCUGCGAGCACCCAGCCUAGCCGAAACCCAUCUCCUUCGCCUGUGUCGUCUGUACAGACACCGAGUUUGCAGGCCGCCACCAUCACCCAACCCUGCAAUUCCGCACAGUUCUUUGGCGAAGAGAGUUUCGGAUCGUUUGGUUUCCCUCCAAGGGAAGACUCUCCCUUCGACUUCAACACUUUCUCAUUCGACAAUACUUCCUCGCCGUCGCCGGCGUUUGAAUGCGAUCCGCUGGCUCCUCCUCCCUGCAGUGCGCCCGCCGGACUUCACAUGUUCACACUUCCCCCACUUGACAACUCACCGGCGUCUACGGGCUCUAGCAGCAAAGGGAGAGGCCUUUCGAUCGACAUGUCCUUCCUAUCGUCAAGCUUGGUUUCUACACCCAGCUGCCCUUCCCCCUCAUUCUCCGCAUCCUCGAAUGAGUGCAGCACCCCUGGCACGCCAUCAUUUGACCGCGGUUCUCCUGUCUACAUGCCUAGUACGCCCCACUACUCCGGGAAUACCCAUCUCAACCUCGCUAUGUUCGACCCGCCGAAGCUCUCCCAGUCUUUUGACGAGCAAUCGCUGACCAAAUCUCUGGAGGCAUUCCACGAGUACCAACAGACCGGCGCCCCCUUCUUCGAGCAAUGCAAUCCCACAUACGGCUACGACCAGGUAAUCAACUUCGGGUAUACAUCAUUCGACAGCGUACCGCAAUAUACCGUCUGA
Pleurotus ostreatus (oyster mushroom) is the source of this 1482-nucleotide messenger RNA. RefSeq lists its product as uncharacterized. Lineage: Eukaryota; Fungi; Basidiomycota; Agaricomycetes; Agaricales; Pleurotaceae. Gene Ontology annotation, molecular function: RNA polymerase II cis-regulatory region sequence-specific DNA binding; DNA-binding transcription factor activity, RNA polymerase II-specific. Gene Ontology annotation, biological process: anatomical structure morphogenesis; cell differentiation; regulation of DNA-templated transcription. Bases 1 to 1482 code for a protein of 493 amino acids. The transcript is spliced from 3 exons. The record is from RefSeq and is a predicted model, not a curated record.